Molecule: messenger RNA, 852 nt
Organism: Ambispora leptoticha
Lineage: Eukaryota; Fungi; Glomeromycota; Glomeromycetes; Archaeosporales; Ambisporaceae
Source: the annotation of a GenBank genome assembly
AUGUCUUUUCGCACAAUAUUCACGGCCACUUUGGCGAUUUUUGCCUCUGUGAAUUUUACUGAUGCGGUGCCGAUGGUGAAACGUUCAUUUUCCGGCGAUGGGACUUUCUACAAUUGCGGUUUGAGUGCGUGCGGUGGUACAUAUUCGAAUAGUGAUUACAUUGCUGCUUUAAAUCAUCCACAAUGGGGGAAUCCGGUUAAUCCCAAUAGCAAUCCUAUCUGCGGUUCACAAGCAUUAGUGCACGGUCCAAAAGGCUCUGUCACCGUUACUAUUUGCCCAGAAUGUUUGUUUGGUAGUUUAGAUCUUUCACCAAGUGCUUUUAAUCAAAUAGCAGACCCGUCUCAAGGUCGUGUCCCCAUCACAUGGGACUGGGUUAGUGGCGGUGGUGCUGCUCCUCCGCCACCACCACCACCACCAAAACCCACUCCCACACCUACACCUACACCUACGCCCACACCAACUACUACGUCUACAACUACGACCUCGACCUCGACAUCAACAACCACUUCUAGCACAUCUACUUCCACUACAUCUACAACCACCUCUACUUCCACAACCAGCACCUCCACAUCAACCUCAUCUACUGGUAUUCCAACACGAGUUCCUUCCGUUUCGUUCCCAUUCAUGGAAGGACAAGUUCCAUUCUUGAAUCCAAACGCCACUUUGCCGAAUGGCGAGAAUCCAUUCCAGCAUACGAGUGAUUUCUUGAGUGGUAAUACUACGUUCUUAUCAAAUGAUAGUGAUAAUGCAGCCAGCAACGGUACUAAAACUGGCAAUGAUCCGGCCUCUAUUGGAAAUGGGAAUGUGAACGCAACAAGCUUUACUUCUUCUUUAAAAAAUAAAACUCAUUAA